Molecule: messenger RNA, 2295 nt
Organism: Pipistrellus nathusii (Nathusius's pipistrelle)
Lineage: Eukaryota; Metazoa; Chordata; Mammalia; Chiroptera; Vespertilionidae
Source: the annotation of a GenBank genome assembly
AUGGAGUUGUCACUCAAGCAAGUGCCUGAUCAUCUUUCUAGCAGGAGAACGAUCAUGGAGGUGGUGCCAGCUGAGGUGAAUAGCUUGCUUCCAGAGGAGAUAAUGGACACUGGUAUAACUUUAGUGGAUGAUGAUAGUAUUGAGGCUGUUAUUGUUUCAUCCCCAAUUCCCAUGGAGACAGAACUGGAAGAAAUUGUCAACAUAAAUUCUACUGGUGACUCUACAGCCACGCCCAUUUCCACGGAACCAAUCACAGUGUACAGUAACCACACUAACCAAGUUGCAGUGAAUACCACAAUUACUAAAGCAGAUUCUAAUACCACAGUGAAACCAGCUUUUCCAAGUGGCCUUCAAAAACUUGGUGCUCAGACUCCUGUGACUAUAUCUGCCAAUCAGAUUAUUUUAAACAAAGUAUCACAGACAUCUGAUCUUAAACUUGGCAAUCAGACCCUUAAACCAGAUGGACAGAAGUUAAUUUUAACAACUUUGGGCAAGUCUGGUUCACCAAUUGUUUUAGCACUACCCCAUAGCCAACUACCCCAGGCUCAGAAAGUUACAACUCAGGCCCAGUCAGGAGAUGCUAAGUUACCACCGCAGCAAAUUAAAGUAGUUACCAUUGGAGGGAGGCCAGAGGUGAAACCUGUCAUUGGUGUCUCAGCAUUGACCCCAGGAAAUCAACUGAUUAAUACUACAACUCAGCCCUCUGUGUUACAGACCCAACAGUUAAAAACAGUACAGAUUGCUAAGAAGCCUCGAACACCAACCUCUGGUCCAGUAAUCACGAAGCUGAUCUUUGCAAAACCAAUUAAUAGUAAAGCAGUUACAGGACAGACAACUCAAGUAUCACCACCAGUCAUUGCAGGUAGGGUUCUUUCACAGUCUACUCCUGGGACUCCAUCAAAGACCAUAACAAUAACUGAAAGUGGUGUUAUUGGAUCAACUUUGAAUUCUACAACACAGACACCAAAUAAAAUAGCCAUCUCACCUUUGAAAUCGCCAAAUAAGGCAGUGAAAUCAGCUGUGCAGACCAUCACUGUUGGAGGUGUGGGCACAUCACAGUUUAAGACAAUUAUUCCUCUGGCAACUGCUCCAAAUGUCCAGCAGAUCCAAGUGCCUGGAAGCAAGUUUCACUAUGUCCGACUUGUUACUGCCACAACGGCCAGUAGCUCAACCCAGCCAGUUAGUCAGAAUCCUAGUACAAACACUCAGCCUCUUCAGCAAGCAAAGCCCGUGGUUAGCACCACUCCAGUGCGGAUGUCAGUUCCACUUACACAGACUGUCAAACAAGUUGUUCCAAAACCAAUUAAUCCAACUUCACAAAUCGUUACUACUAGCCAGCCACAGCAACGGCUCAUCAUGCCUGCCACCCCACUGCCACAGAUCCAGCCAAACCUCACUAACCUGCCGCCAGGCACGGUGCUGGCACCGGCUCCAGGGACAGGGAAUGUGGGUUAUGCAGUGCUUCCAGCUCAGUAUGUCACUCAGCUACAGCAGUCUUCGUACGUGUCUAUAGCAAGCAACUCUAACUUUACUGGUACAUCAGGUGUCCAGACCCAGGCAAGGCUUCCAUUCAAUGGUAUAAUCCCAUCAGAGUCUGCAAGUCGACCCAGAAAGCCCUGUAAUUGUACAAAAUCGCUGUGUUUGAAAUUAUAUUGUGAUUGCUUUGCAAAUGGUGAAUUUUGCAACAACUGCAAUUGUACUAAUUGUUAUAAUAAUUUGGAACAUGAAAAUGAAAGACAAAAGGCAAUAAAGGCAUGCCUUGACAGAAAUCCAGAAGCUUUUAAGCCUAAAAUAGGAAAAGGAAAGGAGGGAGAAUCAGAUCGACGUCACAGCAAAGGAUGUAAUUGCAAACGCUCAGGAUGUCUUAAAAACUACUGUGAAUGCUAUGAGGCAAAAAUAAUGUGUUCCUCAAUAUGCAAAUGUAUUGGCUGUAAGAAUUUUGAAGAAAGCCCAGAAAGAAAGACAUUGAUGCACUUGGCAGAUGCAGCUGAAGUAAGGGUACAGCAACAAACAGCGGCGAAGACUAAGUUAUCCUCUCAAAUUUCAGACUUGCUUACGAGGCCAGCACCAGCUUUGAGUAGCGGAGGAGGAAAAUUGCCAUUUACAUUUGUAACCAAGGAAGUAGCUGAAGCCACGUGUAAUUGCCUUCUUGCCCAGGCUGAGCAGGCAGACAAGAAGGGAAAAUCAAAGGCAGCAGCUGAACGGAUGAUACUUGAAGAAUUCGGACGAUGUUUGAUGAGCGUUAUCAACUCUGCAGGAAAAGCAAAAAGUGACCCUUGUGCUAUGAAUUGCUAA